GUCUCUGCAACUUUCUCUGUGGCCUAGUCGGAAUCCGCACAUGAUUAAUCUCUUUUUUCCUGUGUACGUGAUGCCUCGAAUACUGGAUCUAUCACCCUGCCCUCGGUGACACCUCCCCCCAUUCGUCAACCGGCGUCAUGGAGACGCCAUUGAAUAUUAUCAAACGCUUUCCAUCGGUGCACGUCAGGUGAUAUAGGCACUUCUUCCCUCGGUCGCCUCGCCCCUCCUUUCACACUUUGCCUGCUAGCAUGAAGAACCAUCAACACAUCAUACUCCCACCAAGUUAUCCGUCAAUUCCAUCUAUAUAAUCUUUCAUCGUUAGCAAGUACCAAGCAUGGAUAUCUCAUGUCGAUCGAUCCUCGACGACGAGAUCGAUGCUCUGCGCCAGCAAAUCGAAGAAAUCCGCCAUCAUAACGAGAGCCGUAAAGGAAAAUCCAGAGCAGAUGGAAGUCCUCCCGACCACGAACUUGCUGUCGAAGCAUACCUGGAGGAAAUAAAAAUGCACAUAACCCUUUUGCUGGACAAGAAGCUCGCGGCCAGCAUCGCCCGUGCGGUGGACUCAGACGGCCAGCUGAUUGCAGCGCUUACCCAGGAGGAGAGUGGUGCGAACAAUGAUCGACAACUGGCAAUCAGACUACAUGGAAAUCCUUCGCUGGAGCAGCUGACUGUGAAUGACAGCACAGAAUACUUCCGGGUCCGCGAGCCCUCGGAUAGCGAGGAUGAGUGCAUCGCAGGUCCCUCAAUGACCUAUACCCAGCGACAAGAAAAGGCGAUCGAAAAGUCACAGAGCAAGAUUCAAUGCUGUGUCUGCUACGACAGCUACCAUGCACACAAGAUACACCGUCUGAGCUGUAAGCACACUUACUGCAGUGACUGUCUCAAGGAUCUCUUCUUGAGAGCCACCAAGGAUCAGUCUCUCUUCCCCCCACGCUGCUGUCGGCAGCCAAUCUCCUUGGACGUCGUUCAGACAGCUUUGUCUGAGACUGAGCUUGAUGAAUUCAAGUGCGCGGAACUCGAAUUCUCCACGACAGACCGGACAUACUGCAGCAAUUUGAACUGCGGGAAAUUCAUACCUCCAAGCCAUAUCAAUGGAGAGCGAGCGCAAUGCCCCUAUUGCAACACUUUCACCUGCGCCAUGUGCAAAAAUGCCUUUCACUACGACGACUGUCCCGAGGACACAGCUACUCAAGCCACACUGGCUCUUGCUGCUAACGAGGGUUGGCAGCGCUGCUUCUCCUGCAGAGCCAUUGUCGCUCUAGGUAUAGGAUGCUAUCAUAUCACCUGCAAAUGCCGAGCCCAGUUCUGCUAUCUCUGUGGAAUGAGAUGGAAGACGUGCACCUGUGAACGAUGGGCCGAGGACCAUCUGGUGGUGAGAGCAGAGGAAGUUGUAGAUCGAGAAGCCGUGGAGCCAUUAGCGCCUCGAGUUCGCCAGCUCCGGAUUGAGCAGAUGCAAGAAGAUCUCCGAGGAAACCACGAAUGCGAACACCCUGGGAAAUUCGAGCGAAUCUUUGGUACCGGCAGGCGCCGAUUCCAGUGCGAAAUCUGCGACGAUCGUCAUCGAAAGUACAUUCUCCAAUGCCGGCGAUGUCAUAUUCGCGUGUGUGAAGAUUGUCGACGGAAUCGAAUCUAGCGGCGUGAUACACGUGGAUGUAGUUGUUGAAUCAUCUGAAUGAGUCGAUGGAAUCUACUAGGCUUUUAAGCGCUUCCUGUUUCCUGUCGAUCAAGUUCCUGUUCUAGUAUUGUGUGCACUUCUGACUAGUUGAUUACCCUCUCACCAUACCAAAUCAAAUGUACAACAUUUGACUGCCCCCAUCAUCCGAUCAAUC
This is a messenger RNA of Aspergillus ibericus CBS 121593, 1826 nucleotides long. RefSeq names its product E3 ubiquitin-protein ligase. NCBI's taxonomy places the organism in Eukaryota, Fungi, Ascomycota, Eurotiomycetes, Eurotiales, Aspergillaceae. Gene Ontology annotation, cellular component: ubiquitin ligase complex; cytoplasm. The record is from RefSeq and is a predicted model, not a curated record. Gene Ontology annotation, biological process: ubiquitin-dependent protein catabolic process; protein polyubiquitination; positive regulation of proteasomal ubiquitin-dependent protein catabolic process. Gene Ontology annotation, molecular function: ubiquitin protein ligase activity; zinc ion binding; ubiquitin conjugating enzyme binding. The transcript is spliced from 3 exons. The coding region runs from base 335 to 1630 and encodes 431 amino acids.